CCUAGCGCUCGGGCCCCGCCCCCACGUGCCCCGGAGUCCGGGGGAGGAGCUGGCGCUCGGGAGGAGGCGUGGCCGUGGUGCCAGCGGAGGCGCGGGCGUUGCGACCGGGACUUUGGUUUUGACACGGACGGCGAACGGGAGCAGUGUCUCUGCUGCUGGGGUGUGGACGCGGUUCUUGCGGAUCCCGCGUUCGAGUCGGGGGCAGGACUUUUUGUCUGGAUCAACGCAACUGCGGCAACGCAGCGAGUCCUGGUGCAGCCGCAAGACUUGGUGCAGCUGCGGCGUUCGUAUUUCACCGCCGCUGCCGCCUCCGCAAAACCCUGCAGCUCCUGCCGAUUCUGGGAGAGAGACUCUUGAGAGUUUUUCCAGCAGAAAGAGCUGGGACGCGCGGCCCGAGGCGGCGUGGGAGGGAUCCCGCGGCCCGCCCCUGACCCGCACCCUCGUGGGCCCUGGCUCUGAAGGCGGCGGGCCAGCGCUGUCCUGGCCGGGGCUCAGGCCUCGGAGCCGCAGGUGGAAGGAGGAAGCCCUGGAGGAGCGGCUGAGAGGUGGCCAAGUGAAAGGUGGUUUGGACACGCUGGGCAUGGCUAUUUAGUGUUUGUCUGUGGUAACCAUUUCAUGCCCUGAAUCCUGCACCUUCCCUUCUGUGCCUGUGAGCUCUCCUGCGCUUCCUCCCUAGCCAGAGAGUUCUUCUGUGGUGGUGAGGCCUUCCUGGCCCCUUGAUCCUGGCUGGCCAUGGGGAGCACCCUGGGCUGCCACCGCUCCAUCCCCCGGGACCCCUCAGACCUGUCCCAUAGCCGCAAGUUCAGCGCAGCCUGCAACUUCAGCAACAUCCUGGUGAAUCAGGAGCGGCUCAAUAUCAACACGGCCACGGAGGAGGAGCUGAUGACCCUGCCUGGGGUGACACGUGCGGUGGCACGCAGCAUCGUGGAGUACCGCGAGUACAUCGGUGGCUUCAAGAAGGUGGAGGACCUGGCACUGGUCAGUGGCGUGGGUGCCACCAAGCUGGAGCAGGUCAAGUUUGAGAUCUGCGUGAGCAGCAAGGGCAGCUCAGCGCAGCACUCUCCCAGCUCCCUGAGGCGGGACCUGCUGGCAGAGCAGCAGCCUCACCACCUGGCCACCACCGUGCCUCUCACCCCGCGCGUCAACAUCAACACAGCCACCCCGGCUCAGCUCAUGAGCGUGCGCGGCCUCACGGAGAAGAUGGCCGUCAGCAUCGUGGACUACCGCCGCGAGCACGGGCCCUUCCGAAGCGUCGAGGACCUGGUGAGGAUGGGCGGGGUCAAUGCUGCCUUCCUGGACAGGAUACGGCACCAGGUGUUUGCCGAGAGGUCCAGGCCCCCGUCCACCCACACCAACGGGGGCCUGACCUUCACCGCCAAGCCUCACCCCAGCCCCACCUCGCUGAGCUUGCAGAGUGAGGACCUGGACCUGCCCCCAGGGGGGCCUACACAGAUCAUCUCCACUCGGCCUUCGGUGGAGGCCUUCGGAGGCACAAGGGAUGGGCGGCCCGUGCUGAGGCUGGCCACCUGGAACUUGCAGGGCUGUUCGGUGGAGAAGGCCAACAACCCUGGGGUGCGAGAGGUGGUGUGCAUGACGCUCCUGGAAAACAGCAUCAAGCUGCUAGCUGUGCAAGAACUACUUGACAGAGAGGCCCUGGAAAAGUUCUGUACGGAGCUAAACCAGCCAAUCCUGCCCAACAUCCGCAAGUGGAAGGGACCCCGAGGAUGCUGGAAGGCCGUUGUUUCGGAGAAGCCCUCGACUCAGCUCCAGAAGGGCGCUGGGUUUGCAGGGUUCCUGUGGGACACAGCGGCCGGGGUGGAACUGAGAGAUGCCACCUGGCAGGAGAGCUCACCUGGCAAUGGGCACGGGAAGCCUGCAGGCCCCAGCCCGUACCUCGUGAGGUUCAAGGUGGGAAGUCAUGACUUGACCCUGGUGAACCUUCACCUGGCAGCCCUGACCCUCCCAGGGGGUGAGAACCCAAGCAAGAGUCACAGUGACAGCCACUGCUGGGCUAGCUUCGUGCAGACCUUGCAGGAAACCCUGAAAGGCGAAAAAGAGGUGAUAGUUUUAGGAGAUUUCGGCCAGGGGCCAGACAGCAGUGACUACGAUAUCUUGAGGAAAGAAAAAUUCCACCACGUGGUCCCCGCACACACCUUUACCAACAUCAGCACCAAGAAUCCCCAAGGCUCGAAGACUCUGGACAACAUCUGGAUCAGUAAAAGCCUAAAGAAGGUUUUCACAGGUUGGGUUCUCGCUUAGGUCCCCGUGAGACCAGGAUUGUAAUGCCCAUUUCACAGCCGAAGAAACUGAGGCCUGGAGAGCUUCACCUCCUGAAGGUCACACAAGCAGUAAGUAAAUAGACGGGAUCCACACUCAGUCCAAAGCCCACGCACACAUGUCAACCCUGUGCCGCCGACACUGACGUGUGAGAGUGUUAACAGUGAACGUGUGGACCACCGUCACCACCCGUGGAAACCCGGUGGCUUGUUGGGCCCAGGGCCGGAUGGGCAGUCAGAGGGGCCCGUUGUCCAUCAGAGGCCACCUUUGGGGCCACCUGGCUCCAAGGAGCAACACUGGUUGUGAGCAUGGGAAGGAAGCCCCUUUCUGGGGGCUCUGCAGGUACCUGGGCAACAGCCAUGCCCACGCCCAAGAGGUGUCUCUUCAGUGGGAGGGUGAGCAGCUCCCAGAGGCCCGGAACCCGUGCCGGCUGAGCCUUGGCCGAAAGCAGCCAAGUUAGAAUGAAAAGUCGUGGCGGGUAGGAAAGGGUGCUCCCCAGCUGAGCUGACCUUCUUUGGUGCUUCGUCUAAAAUUGAAAGCUCCACCUGCAUUCACCAGCCAGAUGCCCCAAGUCCUUUUAGCCAGAUGUUUGCGGCAAAACUGUGGGAAGGGCUUCUUAAGUAAGGAGAGAGGGAAAGAAAUCCAGUUAAACAACCUUUGUGAAGGUCAUCUGGUUUGAGCCAGAGGCUGGGGAGCUUAACUGCAGCGGCCACACCUGCUAUAAUGGAGUUUGUGCAGGACUUCUGCUUAGCCUUGGCUGGACGCAAACUCACACCACAGACACAGAGUGGGGGCACUUGUCACCCGAGGGCCCCAGGAGUGGGGUCUUUGCUCGGUGGCCACAGGCCCGGGGUUUGGAACCAGCAGACCUGGCUGCUGAGAGCCAGCUCUGCCACGUCCAAGGUGCGGCCCCUGCAGGUUGUGCUUGUCUGGCUGAGUCCCAGGUUUCUAACCUAUUAAACGAGGAUAGAAUCCCUCAGGGUUGCAGAGAAUAAAUAACAUCUAUAAAGUUCUUAGCAUACUGUCUGACCACAGGGCACAACUCCAGGGGGAACCGUUCCCCGGCACACAUGGUGAGAGCUCAGUAAGCAGCAGCGUUUUUUUAAAAUUAUGUUAUUUAUUGUUUACAUUUCAUCCCGAGUUCCCCUCAACUGGAACAUGAGCUUUGUGGUUUCCCAACAGUGUGUCAUCCUGGACUGUCCACUGGUCCAGCUGAGCUCUCAAAAAGAAGGAUCCCCACCCAGUGGAGCCUGUCACGAGGACACUGAUCAUCCGGGCCGCAUUCCACUGAAAAAGACCCAAAGGCCCCGUAAGGGUCCAAGACUGCCCCUCACGGUUCCCCCUGGUGGAGAAACUUGGUAGGACACUCAGUAAGUCAUCUCCCACGGACGGAACCUGUGAUUUGUUCUAUUUGAGUUGACAGGAGACGGAGGACUGACUCUGUCUUCCAGAAGGAGUAAAAGCCGGGCUCAGACGUGGCAUCUUAAGUGGCAUCAUCGCUGGGCACACUUAGCCUUUGAAAGUCUCGAUUGACAGCCAGGCUGCGGAAUGGUGGAGCCUUUCCCUAGUAGAGCGUUAGGCUGUGGAAGCAGCUGUCUGGUCCUCUGCUAGUACCUGGCCGCCUAGUCUCCUCGCUGCCUGGGCCUGUGAGCCUUUAGCCCAGAGGCAGGAUUUUCAUAAAACUUCCAGAAUUAAAAGCUUAAGUUUUCUAGAAGCGUUAAGAUUAAUUAAUAUUCAGAUGGUCUAUGUCUUCCCUCUUCCUCUGCACAGUAAAUAUGAGAGGAUUGAGUAGAGCUUAAAAUCCAAAGAAUACUUAAAUUUACAAAUUGUGACUAGUUGUUGAAGCUGGGUGAUGGGAACACAGGAGUUCAUGUCACUCCUUUCUACUUUUGUCUAUGUUUGAAACGUUCUAUGAUCACAAUGAAAUAAAUGCAUAAAUAAUAAAAGGCCCAAGCCCCCUCCCCCCCAAAAAAAGACAUUGUUCGAAGAUUUACACUUUUUAACGGAAUAAAUACUACAUUUCCCUGUAGACCAGGUGUGCUGAAGUCCUCACAGCAGAAGUGGAUACACGUGAAGGAGAUUAAGUCCUAUAAUUUUUUCUUUUUAUGCCAUUCCCUGAAGCAGCAUUUUGCUAGGAAGGAGUCACUGAAAGUGACAGUGUUUCAUUCUAGAAUGGGGAAGUUAAAAUAUAUGUAUUUGGAGGGUAAAUGAGAAGUACCAGAGAGAAGAAAGGGAUAUUCAAAAGCCCUGGGGACUUCUCUGGUGGUGCAAUGGUUAAGAAUCCGCCUGCCAGUGCAAGGGACACGGGUUCGAGCCCUGGUCUGGGAAGAUCCCACAAGCCGUGGAGCAGCUGAGCCCGUGCGCCACAACUACUGA
Molecule: messenger RNA, 4653 nt
Organism: Kogia breviceps (pygmy sperm whale)
Lineage: Eukaryota; Metazoa; Chordata; Mammalia; Artiodactyla; Physeteridae
Source: RefSeq, a predicted model, not a curated record